AUGAUCGCUAUCGGCGGAGUGAUCGGCACAGGUCUCUUCCUCGGUACCGCUGGUGACCUUCAGAACGGCGGCCCUGCAGGACUCCUCAUCUCCUACGCCGUCAUGUCAAGUCUCUUGUUUGCCGUCAUGACCUCUUUGGGUGAGAUGGUCUCGCACCUCCCCAUUCCGGGUGGACAGUUUGCUCUCGCGGGACGAUUUGUCUCAAAAGAAUUGGGCUUUGCCAUGGGAUGGCUGUGGUGGUUCAACUACAUCGUCGUUCUCCCUGCCGAAGUCUCUGCAUGUGCCGUGCUUAUCUCUUACUGGACUCCGAAGGGCACUGGUGAUGGCACUUGUACCGCGGGCAUCUGCAACAAUGCCAUGUGGGUCGGCAUCGUUUUGAUUGUGGUCUGGGCUAUCAAUUUUGCUGGUACCAAGUACUAUGGCGAGUGUGAAUUUUGGUUCGCUUCACUCAAAAUCAUCACCAUCAUCGGUCUCAUCAUUAGCGGUAUCAUCAUCACCAGCGGCGGUGGACCCAACCACGAGACUAUCGGCUUCAGAUUCUGGAAUGAGACUGGCGGUUUCAUGCAGUACGAGGGUAUUGCUGGUGCUAAAGGACGUUUCCUCGGAUUCUUCGCGACUCUGAUCUCGGCUGCUUUCGCCUUCAUCGGGUCGGAGAUCACUGCUAUUGCUGCUGCCGAGACCGCGGACCCUCGAAGGGCAGUUCCCCGUGCUAUCAAGUCAGUUUGGAUUCGACUCGUGCUGUUCUAUCUCACUAGUGCUUUCCUCAUCGGCCUCCUCGUCUCUCCAUCCGAUCCUUCUCUCGACCUCAGCAGCACCGCCGCCAAAUCGCCCUUUGUCAUCGCCAUGAAGAACGCUGGUAUCAGCGUCCUCCCUUCCAUCGUCAACGCCGCCCUCCUCACAUCCGCAUGGUCCGCCGCCGUUGCAGACCUCUACAUUUCCUCUCGUUCUCUGUAUGCUAUCACUCUCCGGGGCGACUCUCCCAGGUGGUUCAAGUCUACGCUUCUCAAGACAAGGAAAGCGGAUGGGCUCCCGUGGGUCUGCGUCUGUGUCUGUGCGGUGUUCAGUCUCUUGUCGUUCAUGGCUGCCGACUCUGGUCAUUCGGCGGGAACUGUCUUUGGAUACUUCGGAAACAUGACAGCCUACUGUGGUAUCAUCUCCUGGUCAUGCGUGCUCUUCACCGGCAUUCGAUGGAGGAAAGGCCUCCAGUUGCACUCCAUUGAGCGGGCUUCUCUCCCUUACAAAGCACCUCUCCAGCCUUAUCUCAGCUACUACGGCUUGACAAUCUGCAUCAUUGUGCUCAUAUUUGGAGGAUUUGCCAACUUCAUCGAAGGUUUCAACACUUCUGGAUUCAUCACCACCUACUUCCCUGUACCUUUCUUCCUCGUACUCCUCGUUGGCUACAAGAUCAUCAACAAAACAAAGCUGGUCAAGUACGAAGAUAUGGACUUUUACACCGGCUCGUCCGCAGAUAUCCCCACUGAUGAGACGGCUCCCUCUAAUCUCUGGGAGAAGUUGAAGGAGAACAUCUGA
Cryptococcus wingfieldii CBS 7118 is the source of this 1530-nucleotide messenger RNA. RefSeq lists its product as hypothetical. Bases 1 to 1530 code for a protein of 509 amino acids. The record is from RefSeq and is a predicted model, not a curated record. The transcript has 10 exons. Gene Ontology annotation, molecular function: amino acid transmembrane transporter activity. NCBI's taxonomy places the organism in Eukaryota, Fungi, Basidiomycota, Tremellomycetes, Tremellales, Cryptococcaceae. Gene Ontology annotation, biological process: amino acid transmembrane transport. Gene Ontology annotation, cellular component: membrane.